GGAGAGGCGCGGCCGCGGCGGGACCGGGAGGAGCAGGAGAUGCUGCCAGCCCUCCCGGGGCCGCGCUCGCUCAGCCGCCGCCGCCACACGGAGCAGCCGCGCGCCGGGAGCCGCGGGCCGGGCCAGCCGGGCCGCCGGGGCCCAGUGCGCCGCGCUCGCAGCCGGUAGCGCCGUCAGCGCUCGCUGGGCAGCCGCGGGGCCCGAGGCCGGGCCGGGGAGGGGGCGAGGGCGGCGCCCGGGCGCCUGCCGCGGAGGAGGCAGGAUGAGCAUCGAGAUCCCGGCGGGACUGACGGAGCUGCUGCAGGGCUUCACGGUGGAGGUGCUGAGGCACCAGCCCGCGGACCUGCUAGAGUUCGCGCUGCAGCACUUCACGCGCCUGCAGCAGGAGAACGAGCGCAAAGGCACCGCGCGCUUCAGCCAUGAGGGCAGGACCUGGGGGGACGCGGGCGCCGCUGCCGGGGGCGGCACCCCCAGCAAGGGGGUCAACUUUGCCGAGGAGCCCAUGCACUCCGACUCCGAGGACGGGGAGGAGGAGGAGGCUGCGCCCGCAGACGCAGGGGCGUUCAAUGCUCCAGUUAUAAACCGAUUCACAAGGCGUGCCUCAGUGUGUGCAGAAGCUUAUAAUCCUGAUGAAGAAGAAGACGAUGCAGAGUCCAGGAUUAUACAUCCAAAAACUGAUGAUCAGAGAAAUAGAUUGCAAGAGGCUUGCAAAGACAUCCUGCUGUUUAAGAAUCUGGAUCCGGAGCAGAUGUCUCAAGUAUUAGAUGCCAUGUUUGAAAAAUUGGUCAAAGAUGGGGAGCAUGUAAUUGAUCAAGGUGACGAUGGUGACAACUUUUAUGUAAUUGACAGAGGCACAUUUGACAUAUAUGUGAAAUGUGAUGGUGUUGGAAGAUGUGUUGGUAACUAUGAUAAUCGUGGGAGUUUCGGCGAACUGGCCUUAAUGUACAAUACACCCAGAGCAGCUACUAUCACUGCUACCUCUCCUGGUGCUCUGUGGGGUUUGGACAGGGUAACCUUCAGGAGAAUAAUUGUGAAAAACAAUGCCAAAAAGAGAAAAAUGUAUGAAAGCUUUAUUGAGUCACUGCCAUUCCUUAAAUCUUUGGAGGUUUCUGAACGCCUGAAAGUAGUAGAUGUGAUAGGCACCAAAGUAUACAACGAUGGAGAACAAAUCAUUGCUCAGGGAGAUUCGGCUGAUUCUUUUUUCAUUGUAGAAUCUGGAGAAGUGAAAAUAACUAUGAAAAGAAAGGGUAAAUCAGAAGUGGAAGAGAAUGAUGCAGUAGAAAUCGCUCGAUGCUCGCGAGGACAGUACUUUGGAGAGCUUGCCCUGGUAACUAACAAACCUCGAGCAGCUUCUGCACACGCCAUUGGGACUGUCAAAUGUUUAGCCAUGGAUGUGCAAGCAUUUGAAAGGCUUUUGGGACCUUGCAUGGAAAUUAUGAAAAGGAACAUCACCACCUAUGAAGAACAAUUAGUUGCCUUGUUUGGAACAAACAUGGAUAUUAUUGAACCCACUGCAUGAAGCAAAAGUAUGGAGCAGGAAGACCUGUAGUGACAAAAUUACACAGUAGUGGUUAGUCCACUGAGAAUGUGUUUGUGUAGAUGCCAAGCAUUUUCUGUGAUUUCAGGUUUUUUCCUUUUUUUACAUUUACAAUGUAUCAAUAAACAGUAGGGAUUUAAUAGUCAGUAGGCUUUAACAUCACUUUCUAAAGAGUAGUUCAGAAAAAAAUCAACAUACUGAUAAAAUGACUUUGUACUCCAUAAAAUUAUGACCGAAAGGUUUAUUAAAGUGAUUGUAAUAUAUAGAAAGUAUCUGUGUUUAAGAAGACAAUUAAAGGAUGUUCUCAUAGGCUAUAUGUGUUUUACUUAUUCAGACUGAUAUCAUAUUAGUGACUGUCCCCAUGUAAGAGGGCACUUGGCAGUUAAACAUGCUGCACAGCAUGGCAUCACAUUUUUUUAUAACUCAUACAUGGUAAAAUUCUAAUCAUUUUUGUUUUACAGUUUUCUAGCUUGAUAAGUUAUGUGCUGGCCUUGGCCUCUUGGUGAAGUGGUAUAAAACAUCAUAUGCAAUUUUAAAACUUUUUAUAUUUUUGCAAUAAAGUACAUUUUGACUUCUUUGGCAUAAUGUCAGUAACCUACAUAUUCCAGUGGUUUUAUGGAUAGGCAAUUUAGUCAUUAUGAUAAUAAGGAAAACAGUCUUUUAGAUGAGAGAUCAUUAAUGCUUUUUUCACUCAUCAAGGACAUAUCUGCUUCCUUUUCAUUUUACAGUUCUCUAUAUUCUAUAUCUUUAAAAAUUUGGUCUUGACAUUAAAUGUCACAACAUUUUUAAAAAAGUGAUUUAAACUUAAGAUCUGACUUUUUUUGUAUUCUUUAUUCUAAGAUCUUAUAUUUUAAAAAACUCUCCUAUACCAAAAAUAAUUUGGGAUCCUUAUCAGCAUGCCCACAGUUGAUUUCUUUGUUCUUUACUAGGCCUACACAAGACAGUCCUUUGCAGACAGACAUCUGUUCCCUUGGGUUUCUUUUCUUUCUUAGGAUGGUUGCAACCCACAGUCUCAUUGACCAGCAGCCAGUGCAGUUUGUUUUUUGUUUUUUUUUAUUCUUAAAAACAUCCCCCGCCC
Messenger RNA from Saimiri boliviensis boliviensis (Bolivian squirrel monkey), 2615 nucleotides. RefSeq names its product protein kinase cAMP-dependent type II regulatory subunit beta (gene PRKAR2B). Gene Ontology annotation, biological process: negative regulation of cAMP-dependent protein kinase activity. The record is from RefSeq and is a predicted model, not a curated record. NCBI's taxonomy places the organism in Eukaryota, Metazoa, Chordata, Mammalia, Primates, Cebidae. Gene Ontology annotation, molecular function: cAMP binding; cAMP-dependent protein kinase inhibitor activity; protein kinase A catalytic subunit binding. Gene Ontology annotation, cellular component: cytosol; cAMP-dependent protein kinase complex.